Aspergillus clavatus NRRL 1 is the source of this 1200-nucleotide messenger RNA. It is a transcript of the gene erg10B, whose product is annotated as acetyl-CoA C-acetyltransferase. The transcript has 5 exons. NCBI's taxonomy places the organism in Eukaryota, Fungi, Ascomycota, Eurotiomycetes, Eurotiales, Aspergillaceae. Gene Ontology annotation, biological process: ergosterol biosynthetic process; fatty acid beta-oxidation. The coding region runs from base 1 to 1200 and encodes 399 amino acids. Gene Ontology annotation, molecular function: acetyl-CoA C-acetyltransferase activity. The record is from RefSeq and is a predicted model, not a curated record.
AUGUCUUCGCUCCCGCCUGUUUAUAUAGUCUCCUCUGCCCGAACUCCUGUGGGGUCCUUCUUGGGCUCUCUUUCAAGCUUGACUGCCCCACAGCUCGGUUCUCACGCUAUCAAAGCUGCUCUUGCUAAAGCCGAGGGACUUCAGCCUUCGGAUGUUCAGGAGGUCUUUUUUGGCAAUGUUAUUUCCGCCAAUGUUGGACAAAAUCCUUCUAGGCAGUGCGCACUCGUUGCAGGCCUCAAGGAAUCAACCGUAUGCACUACCGUUAACAAGGUCUGCGCAUCCGGCCUGAAGGCAAUCAUUCUUGGAGCUCAGACCAUCAUGACUGGAAACGCUGAUGUCGUUGUGGCUGGUGGCACCGAAUCAAUGUCAAACGCACCGCACUACCUUCCUAAUAUGCGCACUGGAGCUAAAUAUGGCCAUCAGACACUGGUUGAUGGUAUCAUGAAGGAUGGCCUGAUGGAUGCAGGAAGCCAGGAACUUAUGGGCCUUCAAGCAGAGGAGUGUGCUCAGGAUUAUGGAUUUAACAGAGAACAACAGGACGAUUACGCUAUUCGCACGUACCAGAAGGCCCAAGCAGCUCAGAAAGCUGGCCUGUUCGAUGAUGAGAUUGCCCCGAUUCAACUUCCUGGAUUCAGAGGAAAACCAGGUGUCACUGUCUCACAGGAUGAGGAACCCAAAAAUCUCAACGCCGAGAAACUCCGAAGUAUCAAGCCUGCAUUUAUCCCUGGUUCUGGGACAGUGACGGCACCUAACUCUUCUCCUCUCAAUGAUGGUGCUGCUGCUGUUGUCCUCGUUUCAGAGGCCAAGUUGAAGGAACUUAACCUAAAACCCGUGGCCAAAAUCCUCGGAUGGGGAGACGCCGCUCAGCAGCCCAGCAAAUUCACCACGACCCCUGCCCUCGCAAUUCCCAAGGCCCUAAAGCAUGCAGGUGUCGAUCAGGACGCAAUUGAUGCUUUUGAGAUCAACGAGGCUUUUAGCGUUGUUGCCCUUGCUAACAUGAAAUUACUUAAUAUUCCUGAGGAAAAGGUCAACAUCCACGGCGGAGCGGUAGCCAUUGGUCACCCUGUUGGUGCUAGUGGCGCACGUAUCUUGACCACUCUGCUCGGGGUCCUGAAGGCGAAAAAAGGCAAGAUUGGAUGUGCUGGGAUCUGUAAUGGUGGUGGUGGAGCCAGUGCUAUGGUUGUUGAGCUCCUUGAAUAA